Molecule: messenger RNA, 7743 nt
Organism: Aspergillus affinis
Lineage: Eukaryota; Fungi; Ascomycota; Eurotiomycetes; Eurotiales; Aspergillaceae
Product: polyketide synthase
Exons: 12
Coding region: 1-7743 (2580 amino acids)
Biological process (GO): fatty acid biosynthetic process; secondary metabolite biosynthetic process
Molecular function (GO): phosphopantetheine binding; oxidoreductase activity; fatty acid synthase activity
Source: RefSeq, a predicted model, not a curated record
AUGACCGCCGACACUUUCGAGCCUCUGGCCAUUAUUGGCCUUUCUUGCAAGUUCCCGGGAGAUGCAGACACCCCAGAGUCCUUCUGGCGCAUGCUUCAAGAGCGAAGAUGCGCUAUGACGCCGUGGCCUGAGGAUCGAGUAAAGCUUGAGGCUUUCUCACAUCGAGAUUCCAAGGAGUUCAUUGCUGGCGCCCAUUUCAUGCAAGAAGAUCCAGCUCUCUUUGAUGCCUCGUUUUUUGGAGUUGGUGGUGCCGAGGCCGCCGUUAUGGAUCCUCAGCACCGCAUGGUGUUGGAGACAGCGUACCGCGCUUUGGAAAAUGCCGGUAUCCCCAUGGAAAAAGCCAAUGGCACGAAAACCGCCGUGUACACAGGCUCUAUGACAAAUGACUACUCACAUAUGGCACAUCGCGAUCCCGAAAAUAUGCCCAAACACACUUCUAUCGGCACUACGUCCAGUAUGGUAGCAAAUCGUGUCAGCUGGUUCUUCAAUCUGAACGGUCCCUGUGUGAACCUCGACUCCGCAUGCUCCAGCAGUCUGAUGGCGUUUGAUAUGGCUUGUACAUCACUUCGGGUCAAGGAUAGUGACAUGGCUCUCGUCGCAGGUGUUAGUGCGAUUCUAGGAGCCGAAGCCAUCAUGUCAUUGAUGAAUAUGAGCUUUCUAUCACCCGACGGUCGCAGCUAUAGUUUCGACUCUCGAGCCAACGGAUACGGAAGAGGCGAAGGCUGCGGUGUCGUGCUGGUCAAGCGCCUGGCUGAUGCAGUACGCGAUGGCAACAUUAUUCGAGCAGUCAUCCGAUCUACUGGUUCCAAUCAGGAUGGCUAUACCCCAGGCAUCACACAGCCCAGUUCCACAUUACAAUCCCGCUUGAUUCGGGAUACAUAUGCCAAGGCAGGGCUUGACUUUGAGCCAACGCGAUUCUUCGAAGCGCAUGGAACUGGGACGGCGGUAGGCGACCCCAUCGAAGCUGAAGCUAUCGGUCGUGUGUUCCGCAAGGCGCGUUCGCCAGAAGAUCCUCUUUAUAUAGGUGCGGCUAAAUCGAAUAUUGGUCACCUCGAGGGUGGCAGCGGCAUUGCAGCUGUGAUUAAAACAGUACUCGUGCUCGAGAAGGGUAUCAUUCCACCGAAUUCGGUCAAUUUCGAAUCUUUAAACCCGGAGAUCGAUGCCGAAUUUUUGAACGUUAAGAUCCCGACCAAGCCCAUGGCCUGGCCAACGCCUGGUUUGCGACGAGCCUCCGUCUCAUCCUUUGGAUACGGUGGUUCCAAUGCGCAUGUUGUGUUGGAUGACGCAUACCAUUACCUGAAGCAACAUUCUCUGCAUGCUCCCAAUUGUACUGUUCCCCAGGCUCACAUCGCGAAUGGAGUAUCUAACGGGGUGUCAACACCGGUUAACGGGACCAAUGGGCAUGUUGGUCCUAUUGAGGAAACUCUCACAAAUGGUCAUACCACAGAGAUGACCUCGCAGCUCCUGAUCUGGUCUACCGAAGACGAAGGUGUCCUGGGUCGCAUGAUUGACGCUUACAGCCAAUAUGCAUACUCGCUCAAGAUACCGAAAGAUAAAGAGGCAGCGUUCCUCGGUGAACUAGCUCAGACCUUGUCGGAAAAACGUAGCCAGCUUUCAUGGCGCGCAUAUAGCGUGGUUGACUCGCUGUCCGCUCUCAAGACCCUUACAGCUUCUGUAUCCAAGCCAGUGCAUACAACCAGGUCUCUGGCUCUGGGAUAUAUCUUCACAGGACAAGGGGCCCAGUACUAUAGGAUGGGACGGCAGCUGGUUACAUACCCCGUGUUCGAAAACAGCCUUCGUCUUUGCGAUGACGCGCUUCGCUCAUUUGGUUGUCCCUGGUCAGUGUUUGAUCUCCUGACCCAGGCGAGCCCUGAAACUUUUGAGAUGGAUGACCCGACAUACGCACAGUGCUUAACAACAGUAUUGCAAAUAGCGUUGGUCGACCUUCUGUCCUCGUUUGGAAUUGUGCCCUCGACUGUUGUUGGUCACUCUUCUGGCGAGAUUGCUGCCGCAUAUGCCAUCGGUGGACUCUCGCGGGAAUCAGCGUGCCAGGUAUCUUAUUUCCGGGGACUGCAUGCCGGUACCUUGCGAAGUGGCAAUGCAUCAAUGCUCGCAGUGGAUCUGUCACGAACUGAUGCCCAACCAUACCUUGAGAAACUGCAUGCCAGCACGCCUGGCAAUAUCACUGUUGCCUGCAUCAACAGUCCUAGCAACGUGACAAUUUCUGGCGAAAAUCACCUGGUGGAUGCGCUUCAGGCUGAUCUUGAAAGCAAUGGAAUUCGGUCUCGCCGUUUACGUACGGGCGUCGCAUACCACAGUUCCCAAAUGAAGGCCAUUUCAUCCCUCUACAGGGAUUCUUUGCAAGGACUGACGGCCGGAUCGCCCAACAAAACACUCAUGAUCUCUUCUGUGACGGGCUCACCCAUCAGUGACCGCAAGAUACUGUCCACCGCAGACUACUGGGUCUGUAACAUGGUUGAGCCCGUGGAAUUCUGCGGUGCCAUGACAGAGAGCCUGUUACACACUGGAUCGAAGAACCGCAAGAUUGGUGCGCCGGUCAAACACGCUAUCACGGACUGGUUCGAGAUCGGCCCUCAUGGAGCCUUGCAACGGCCGUUCCGAGAAACCCUGCGCAGUAUGAAUCUGAACCGUAAUGUGCGAUAUAUGGCCACGCUCGAUCGUCGCCAGCCAUCGCUGCAGGCGCUUCAAUCUGCCGUGGGACACCUUUACUCCCAGGGAUACCCCAUGUCAUUUCACGAGAUCAACCAAUAUCGCGAAGGCUUUCCGCGCCACACAAAACAGCUGGUAAAUCUUCCAUCCUACCCGUUCAACCAUUCUCGACGGUACUGGUUCGAGACGCGCGAGACUCAGAACGUCAGACUUCGUUCUCAUGGACGUCACGAGUUAUUGGGGGCCCCAUCGCCGGAGUCACAUCCCGGGGAGGCACAUUGGCGUACCUUUUUUGACCCCGUUCAAACGCCGUGGCUCCUCGAUCACGCAGUCAACGGCAAGCCUAUUUACCCGGCGACGGGCAUGGUGGUCAUGGCCAUCGAGGGAGCGGAGCAGUUGGUUGAUGCGUCUUUUCCACGGUCUGGAUAUUUCGUUCACGACGCUACAUUCACGCAUCCGAUCGUGAUUAAUCCCUCUAGUCGCGUCCAGGCUGAUCUUCAUAUGCGGGCAAUCCGGUCGGCAGAGAAGACUUCCCAGUCCUUCGAGUUCCGUAUCUACACCGAUGUCAACAGCCAGUGGCAGGAGACCUGCCGGGGUUAUAUCUCGGUUCAGCUCGCAGGUGACGAAGAUGUUCUCCUGCGGCAAGAGAAGGCACAAUCCAUGUAUCAUCAGGGGCGCUGGGAGGAAAUAUCCCGUCAAUGUUCCAGUCCGGUCUCAACUCAGGGGAUGUAUGAAGCCCUCGAGAUGAACGGGUUGCACUACGGUCCGGCUUUCCAGGUCAUGGAUACCAUAACCUGGGACGGAGAUGAAUGUGCGGCAGCCGAGAUCCACACUUUUCCCUGGACCGCGAAGCAGUCGCAACAUGGUUGGCAAAAGCAUGUCGUGCACCCUGCCACUCUCGAUGGCCUCGGCCAGCUGGGUGUCGUGCCUCUGACCGAUGGAGGCUCAAAGCUGCUCACGACGGGGUUGGUAACCACACGGGUCCAGCAGGCCUGGAUCGCUGCGUCUGGAGCAUCGAGUCCCGCUACCCCAUUUCUUCGGGCAUUUGUGCGCUCGCAUACCACCGGAAUGCGAGGUACUGAAACCGAGGUCACGGCCCUAGACGAGUCUGGCCAGGUCAAGAUCUGGAUCUCUAGUAUGGAGACCACCUCCAUGACGACAAACAAUGCAAAGGAGCUGGAAGCCCAGGCGCGUUCACUGUGUGGCACGAUUGAAUGGACUCCGAUGUUGAAUUCCAUGACCUCUAGCCAGCUGAAAACCUGGUGUGACCUGCCUCUCGCCGAUAAUCCACAGGAGCUCUUUGACCUCCUAGAGGUUGUUCAGCUGUCAUCCGCCCGCCGUGCUAUUGAGCAGCUCAAAGGCCGAUCGACAUCUCACCUGCCGGGUCAUUUGCAAAAGUACGUCAAUUGGCUGCAGUGGCAGACGCGGAGAUAUGAUGAAGGUACGGCAUCAAUUGCCGUGGAUCAUCCUCUCCUUCACUCGUUUGAUCCAGCUAUUGCCGAAGAACUGUACGAGAGGGUAAAGCCCUUGAGCGCGGAAGCCGUCCUCAGCGUAGUGGUUGCUCAGAACAUGAGUGGUAUACUAGCGGGCACUGUGGACCCUCUAGAUCUGCUUUACCAGGGCGACCGCGCUGCACACCAUUAUCAGGCAAUUGCUGAUCGUAUGCUUCAGCCGGGACAUCUGCGUCGCUAUUUGAAAGCCCUGGCCCUUGAGAAUCCCGCGAUGAAAGUUCUAGAAGUCGGGGCCGGCACGGGUUCUUUCACCAGUCAUGUACUGGAUGCAUUGGCUGGCGACGCUGGGAAUCCUUGGUUCGCACGCUACGACUAUACUGAUAUCUCGGAGGGGUUCUUCGAAAAGGCACGCGAGCGAUUCGCAGUCAAUGGUAGCAAAAUGGGUUUCAAGGCGCUGAAUGUCGAAAGGUCUCCGGAGGCCCAGGGGUUCGAGAAGGGCAGUUAUGAUUUGAUCGUUGGUGCUUGGGUUCUCCAUGCAGCGGCAGACCUUAAUGCCGCAACUAGAACUGUUCGCGAGCUGCUGAAGCCGGGAGGAAAGCUAGUGAUGAUCGAAAUCACUCAGCCCGAGAUCCUGCGUACUGGAUUCGUUACCGGAACUCUGCCUGGGUGGUGGAUGGGGCAAGAAGAGUACCGUGAACACGGCGCCUGCGUGAGAACGGAGAAGUGGCAAGAGAUUCUGCAGGCAAACGGAUUCGACGGGGUCGAUCUUGCAAUUCCGGAAUGCGAAGUUGAGAAAUACGCGGAACACAGCCUGCUGGUAGCCACGGCAUCCAGGACGCUGUCCCAGUCAAAGCCUCGGCCUGUUGUGUGUGUCAUUGACUCGACCUCAACGAUACAGUCCAAGCUGGUACAUGACCUGCAACAACAGACUGCUGAUGCGGCUGAGUGGACGGUAGUGCCUACGGAGGAAGUGGCUAGCAUCUCACUGGCUCAAAACCCCGUGGUUGUCUUUCUUCCAGAGGUGGAGAGCCCAGUUAUAGCUUCCCUCUCAGAGACGCUUUAUGAUCGAUUGCACCACUUCUUCUGCCGCGCCCAAGACGUGAUAUGGGUCAUGGCCUCGAAUCCCACGUCUUCCACAGCACCGCGGGUGCAUGCUAUUCAGGGACUAGCGCGCGUGCUCUGCACUGAGAACGAGAGGCUUUCUUUCGCAACGCUAGAUCUAGAAGAUCAUCUAGACAACCCGAGUAAGUGGGUGGACCACAUUCAUCGCAUUCUUUCGCAACGACAAGGACAGCUUAGCAAAGACCCUGAGCUUGAUUACCGCGAGCAGAAUGGUGUGCUGCAUGUCGGGCGUCUUAUAGAAGAUAUACCGCGCAAUAAUACCUUGCUGGAGCAGACACAGGUUCCGGUGAAGUGGCAGCCCUUCCGGCACCAAAUACCCUUGUCACUUUAUCUUUCCAACCCGGGAUCGCUCGAUGCCAGUUCCAUGGUCUUUGUCGAGGACCUAGAGUACUCUGGGGAGCUUGGCCCCACUGAGAUGGAGAUAGAAGUGAAAGCAGUGGGUGUGAACUUUAGAGAUGUACUCACAGCGCUGGGCAGACUGCGCAGCGGAGACAAUCUAGGCUGUGAGUUCGCCGGCAUCGUGACUCGUGUUGGCAAGAAUUGUGUCGGCUUUCAGCCUGGAGAUCCAGUCUGCGCAGUGGUUCUUCGAUGCGUGCGCACAUAUGCUCGGUGUGAUUAUCGUCAAUGCUGUCGCAUCCCUACGGGCGUAACGAUGGCUAUGGCGGCUUCAGUACCUACCAUCGGGGUCACAGCCUAUCACUCUCUCAUUAUCUUGGCACGUCUGCAGCCUGGCGAGUCGGUUCUUAUUCACUCAGCUGCAGGAGGCACCGGACAGUUGGCCAUCCAAGUGGCCCAGAGUGUGGGAGCCAAGAUCUUUGUGACUGUCGGGUCGCAGGAGAAAUCGCGUUUCUUACAGGAUCGAUACGGCAUCCCUGAGGACCAUAUCAUGUAUAGUCGCGACACGACGUUCGCCCGACAUAUAAGACGCAUGACGGAUUGUCAGGGCGUGGAUGUCGUUCUCAACUCACUCUCAGGUGAUGCCCUCGUCGCAUCAUGGGAGUGCAUUGCUCCCUACGGGCGGUUUGUUGAACUAGGCAAUGCCGACGUUGCCAACAACUCAAAACUGCCCAUGAGGCACUUCGCACAGAACGUGUCUUUCUUCCUUGUCGCAGUGGACCUUAUCUCACGGGAGCGUCCAGCACUCAUCGGUCAGUCCCUGCAGCCGAUCAUGGACAUGAUGGGAGCCGGCACGUUGCAUCCACCAUGGCCGUUGCAGGAAUUCUCUCUUUCAUCCAUGGAGGAGGCCCUCCGUCUGAUGCAGAACGGAAAGCACACAGGCAAGCUGGUGAUCAAUUUCAAUCCGAAUGAUAUCGUCCCGAUAUCCCUACGGCAUACACCGCCCUAUGCCUUUCCUUCAGACGCAACAUACGUCAUUGCAGGAGGGUUGGGCGGAUUGGGACGUAGUGCUGCCUGCUGGAUGGCGAGCAUGGGAGCCAAGAAUCUCCUUUUGCUUUCUCGAUCAGGGCCCAAAUCAGAUGCCGCUCGUCAGCUGAUCGACGAUCUGACCUCACAGGGAGUGUGUGUUCGCGCACCCAAAUGUGACGUUGCGGAUACCGAUGCGAUGAAAGCGGCACUGAGUGAUUGUGCCGACCUCCCUCCAAUCCGAGGCUGUCUGCAGGCCACGAUGGUUCUACAGGACGCUAUCUUUGAAAAUCUCACUUACGCACAAUGGACCACAGCCAUCUGCUCCAAGGUCCAAAGCACCGAGAACUUACAUGCCCUUCUCCCAUCCGACCUGGAAUUCUUCGUCAUGCUCUCCUCCCUGGCAGGGAUUGUCGGCUCCGUCUCGCAAGCCGCCUACGCAGCCGGAAACACAUUCCAAGAUGCCUUUGCGACUUAUCGACGUAGCCUCGGCCAGGCUGCGACUUCGCUUGACCUGGGCCGCAUGGGUGAGGUAGGCAUCAUUGCCGAGAACACGAAUUAUGCACGACACAAACAGGAUGUGCCCGUGAUGGAAGAUAUUUCGGAGCGAGAAUUCCAUGCGAUUUUGGAACAGGUCUGUCGAUCCCCUCUAGACCAAGCUUCUGAUUCGACUUCGAGCCAGAUAUUGGUGGGUCUGGCGACACCGGCUCAGAUGCGCGCUGGAGGUAUUGAUCCCCCGGCUUGGAUGCUAGAGCGCGCACUAUUCAGUGUCCUUCCGCAGGAGGCUACUGCGGUAGAGGUUGAACUGGAUCCAAGCGCUACUACCUCCACUGCAGCGUCACAUUGGCAAGCAGCUCUAGCCAAAGCUGGUCCUGGGGCCGCCGUAUCGGUUGUAGUCGACGGGUUGACGCAAAAGCUAGCGCAUGCGUUGGACCAAACAGCUGCUGAAAUCGAUCCGCAGAGAUCCCUGGCAGUACAAGGUGUGGAUUCCUUGCUAGCUGUUGAGAUACGGCAGUGGAUUACCAGGGCGUGGAAGGCAGAGGUCUCAGCACUGGAUAUUACCAGUACACCCAGUUUGGAAGAGUUGGCGGUGCUGGUUGUCGGUCGAAGUGAGAUGCUCAAGGGACAGUCGGGAUAA